Jaminaea rosea is the source of this 966-nucleotide messenger RNA. RefSeq lists its product as hypothetical. NCBI's taxonomy places the organism in Eukaryota, Fungi, Basidiomycota, Exobasidiomycetes, Microstromatales. The transcript is spliced from 2 exons. The coding region runs from base 1 to 966 and encodes 321 amino acids. Gene Ontology annotation, cellular component: TRAPP complex. The record is from RefSeq and is a predicted model, not a curated record. Gene Ontology annotation, biological process: endoplasmic reticulum to Golgi vesicle-mediated transport.
AUGGCAACGAAAGCCUACUCCCUUUGGAUCUACGAUAGACACUGCACUUUGAUCUAUCACCAUGACUGGACCGUUGCCUCCUCCCCUUCUUCCUCCACUCCCUCACCAUCACGCCCGCUGCUCAAUCCUGGCCCUGACCUCCUCCCCGGGGUGAGCAGGUGUGUCACGACGUCAAGUACAGCAGCGAGAGAUGGGGCUAGCAGUGUGGGUCAGGGCUAUCCAAAUGGUGGAUCAUCGUCUUCAAGACCAAAUUCGACCCCAUCCGCUCCAUCGGGCCAGCUCCCCCUCACCGAGCACGCCAAGCUCAUCUAUGGCCUCGUCUACUCGCUACGUAAUAUGCUCUCAAAGCUUUCCCCUUCCUCUGGCGAUUCGAAUCCAUCACGGCAGCAAUCACUGCCCUCAGCAUUCAAUACCUAUACGACACCCACGUAUUCCCUCUCCCACCUCCAAACGGCGAGCAUGUACACCUUCGUCUUGCUGACUGACCCUGUUCAGCCUCCAUCGCGCGGGCUUGGGGUGGCUCCUCCUCCUACGAGGCCUGCUUCUGCUCUACUAGGAGUGGGAGGAGGGUCAGACCCAAUGAGCGGUGGAGCUCCUACUGGCGGGGGAAUCCCUGGGUCUGGGGGCAUGUCAUUGCCAGGUGUGCUGAAGCAGAUUGUCGGGGGACCGUGGUUAGAGUGGGUGGUUCGCAACCCCGCAACAACGGCUAUGCUAUCAGGAUCAGGGCUGGGAGAGGGGCAACAGCAGCAGCAACUGGGGACGGGCGGAUUGGAGUGGGAGGAGAUGGACGAUGUGGAGCUGGGAGAGGACGGAGAUGGCCAGGCAGACGGAGUGACGGAUGGCGAGGGAAGCGGGGUGAAGGGUAGCAUUGCGAGGGCCACGAGGUCAAGAGGUGUGGACUCGGAUGGUUUCAGGAGUGGAGUUGAGGCAGUCCUCGCUCAGAACAAGCUCUCGACGGUAUUUUGA